Cuscuta europaea is the source of this 985-nucleotide messenger RNA. The record is from the annotation of a GenBank genome assembly. NCBI's taxonomy places the organism in Eukaryota, Viridiplantae, Streptophyta, Magnoliopsida, Solanales, Convolvulaceae.
AGAGUCGGAUAGAAUAAGAGGAUUGAAAAAAUAUACAGCAUAUAUAAACUUGGCUGAGAAAGAGAAAUUCAAUGGGAGAAGUGGCAAUUUGUGUGGAUAAUUAUGAUUAUUACGAUUCGGCAAAGAACGCUAUAUGCUUUUGUAGAAUCUGCCAUGAAGCAGAGUUUGAAAGCUUCAAGCCCAUGGAAUCUCCUUGUGGAUGUUCUGGAACUGUCAAGUUUGCACACAGAGAUUGUAUACAGAAAUGGUGCAAUGAAAAAGGAAACACAAUAUGUGAACUCUGUUUGCAGAGGUAUGAACCUGGGUACACAGCGGCCCCACCGCAUAAAAUGGCUGGCGCAACCACUUUGACAACUAGACGGAGUUUGGAGAUCCCAUUCGUAGAGGCUGAGGAAGAUGGUGAUGAUGAUGAGCAAUAUAAUGCCUACUAUUCACAAUGUUUAUUCGACGGCGCAGAUCAGAGGAGUGGCAGUUCCUGCUGUAGAUCAAUCGCUCUCAUUUUCACAUUCUUGCUUCUCAUGAGACAUGUAUAUGAAGUUGUUGCCCGAGAGGAAAAUGAUAAUACAUUUUCACUUCCAACUCUAUUGAUGAUAAAGGCUAGUGGGAUAUUACUUCCAAUGUAUGUUCUUCUCCAGAUUGUCACAUUCAUCCAGAACGCCAUUCAUCAACAGCACCAUUUUUACAACACGGACUCUAAUGACGUAUGAUCAAAUUGACGGCACGCUAAACUUUUCCGUUAACUUAAACCAUGUUUAAUUUUGGUGCUCCUCUAUUCAGUUUAUUGUGUAACACCGAGUGUAUAUAUAUAGUACGAUUGUACGUUUGAUAUAGUUUCUUUUUUUGGUCCUGUAUAUUAUAUUCUUGAUAUUAUUGACUUAUUGUAAUUAUUUUGCCCCAUCUCAAUCAACCUACACGCAUAUAUAUUUUGUUCUAACCAAAAAAUAUUCAAGAGAUUGAUAAAUAAGAUGAAAUAACUAAGCAAAUU